Molecule: messenger RNA, 826 nt
Organism: Strigops habroptila (Kakapo)
Lineage: Eukaryota; Metazoa; Chordata; Aves; Psittaciformes; Psittacidae
Gene: NFKBID
Product: NFKB inhibitor delta
Exons: 7
Coding region: 29-826 (265 amino acids)
Biological process (GO): regulation of gene expression
Cellular component (GO): nucleus
Molecular function (GO): protein binding
Source: RefSeq, a predicted model, not a curated record
AAUUCUACAUAUUUAUGCAGCUAAAGGUAUGAGGGCGUAUACAUUGGCAGCUGCAGAGCGCAUGAAAUUGCUGAGAAGACUUGAUGUCAAGGAACACAGAGGAAAGACUCCUCUGCUGGUGGCUGUCACUGCCAGGCAGCCAGCUAUUGUCUAUGAUUUGAUCCAGACAGGAGCGGAUGUCAAUGCUGUAGACAACAAAGGGCAGUCAGCUUUACAUCUUGCUGCAACAUAUGGCUAUGCCCAAGUUCUUCAGGUUAUACUGUCAAUAGGUUUCCCUCUUGAUUUAGAAAUGAAGGAUUUUGAAGGGCAUACCCCACUCCACUGUGCUGUUCUGGCCCACAAUGCCCUGCUCCGGGAGCAGGGUUGCCAGAUGUUGACCGAGGAACAGCAGAAAAAGCUUCAGCACCAGAGUGGAGAGCUGGAGUCCUGUAUCCACCUCCUAGUUCAAACAGGAGCCUCCAUCUACAGCAGGGAUGUGAAAAGCAACAAGACAGUUCUUCAUUAUACAGUGCAGGAUGGGAACCUCUCCCUGCUCAGAUACUUCUUGGAGUUGAAUGCUUUCAAGUCCAAGGACUUUGUCAACAACAAGGCACAUGGCAACACAGCUCUGCAUAUGGCAGCCGCGCUGCCUCGUGACAAGAACCAGAAAGAAAUUGUUCAGUUACUCCUUGACCACGGGGCAGACCCAAGCAUCCGAAAUUUGGACAACGAUCAGCCAAUCCACAUGGCUCCUUCUGGAAAAGCUGGGGAUCAGGUUAGGCAUUUGCUGAAGAAAGGAAAAGUUGCAUCUGCAUUCAUUUCCUGCCACCAAAAUGCCAGAUCCUAG